CCAAGUUAAAUCAAACCCAAACCCAAACCCAAACCCAAACCGCACCUGGUGAAAGCUAAUGUAGCUGAGCUAACCCAAUUCGUGAACUGGUCGGCGACCGAGUGAGGAAGGGAGGUGGGAAACGACGCCGUGUGGUGGAUGAGAUUGAGAGACUGAGCCGAGAUCGAGACCAAGGUGGAGGGAGUGAGGUCUUUGAAUUGUAUCUUCAUCCUCCAUUAAUGUUGCUUUUUUCCACACUCGUCAGCACUCAUGGCACUUCCAGAUAGUUUGAAAUAAAAUGAUUGAGACUCUCUAUUGGAAUGGGAGUAAGCUCAUUGAGGAAGAUAAAUUCUUUGAUUUAAGUUGAAAAAUUGAAUUAAACUUAAUGGAAUCUGCGGUACAAUCGGACGAAGGAAAAUGAAGAGGCCAUAAGAAUCCGACACAUUCAUUCAAAGUCAUUAUUCAGGUUGGUUGUCCGACUUUUGUUAUUGUUCAAUUGGACGAGGCAUUGAUGCUUUUUCAAGUGAUGAGGUUUAUGAAGAUGGAUGAUUGCAAGAAAUUGAGUAUACAGAAAAUACAAUAUUUCUCAAGCCUAUGUGGUGUUCGAAGAAAUGUGUGACAGAGAGAUUCAAGCUGGUAACUUCUGAGGCAUGGCAGGACUGGCUGCUGGAGUGUAUUCAAUUUCAGAAAAAUAGUGCAGUGUCUACACUGACUGGGGUGGCGGUGGCGCUGGCGCUCAUGGUGGAGGAGUCGUCACACGAGCAAGUAGUCCAAUGUGCCAUAACCGGAGCUGUUAUCUCUGCUGCUGCAAAUAUUCUGUCUGGCAUCUUUUAAUUCAAAUUUGGCAUAUUUUUAAUUUUGUUGCUUUUCUAGUGUUUGUUUUCUCAGCCAAGAUUUUGUUCUCUUUUCUUAAAAUCUUCAGUAUGAAGCAUCAUAAAUUCAUAGAUCAAAUUAAUAA
This is a messenger RNA of Humulus lupulus (European hop), 937 nucleotides long. Its product is annotated as outer envelope pore protein 16-2, chloroplastic-like. The record is from RefSeq and is a predicted model, not a curated record. NCBI's taxonomy places the organism in Eukaryota, Viridiplantae, Streptophyta, Magnoliopsida, Rosales, Cannabaceae. The transcript is spliced from 3 exons. The coding region runs from base 574 to 813 and encodes 79 amino acids.